Molecule: messenger RNA, 1678 nt
Organism: Cladocopium goreaui
Lineage: Eukaryota; Dinophyceae; Suessiales; Symbiodiniaceae
Source: the annotation of a GenBank genome assembly
CUUGACAUGGCGCCGGGACCGAAGAAAAUUGUUAGUUUGGAGAAAGGAAAACUCCAGCCUCACGAGUUCGACAAGUAUGAGGGAGUCGUCUUGGAAACCGCUCACAUUCAGACACCAAUCGAGGAGAUCUACUUCACGGGGAACAUGUUGUCCAAGUAUGAAGCUUGCACCGACUCCUUGAAGGACAUCAUCAACACGGAUGGUGACAACGAAGAAACCUGGGAGAAGUUUGAUGAACACUUCACCAAGUUUCUCAACAUGAGUUGGGCUACAAAUUGGGAUGGAAUGAGAUACGACAUCGUCUUCUAUGGUGUGUCCGGCUACACCGGCUACCUCAUGAUUCAGUACUUGAAAAGAACAGCCCUGGUACGAAAUCGUGAACCUUUCACCUUUGCUUUUGCUGGAAGAACAGCAAACAAGGUGCGCGAGCUUCGUGAUCGGGAAUUUGCGGGUACUGAUUACGAGGACAUUCCCAUUCUGCAGGCAUCUUAUGACGACGUCUUUUCCCUUAUGGAUUUGUGUCGAAGUGCUCACGUCAUUGUGAACGUCGCAGGUCCAUACAUGCUCACGCAGGGAGAGCUUCUGCUGGAUUGCUGCUGCCGCUGUGGCACUGACUAUUGUGACGUCAGCGGAGAGAUCCCAUGGUCUCAUCGGACCUUAGCUUUGCAUGAGCAAGCCCGCAAGAACAAGGUGACUCUGGUGCCCAGUGCAGCUGUGGCUGGUGGCUAUCCGGAUCUAUUGACCUUCCUACUGGCCAAGAAAUUGAGGGAAGAGCAUGGGGAGGAGCUGCGGCGAGCCAUAGUGUACUUCAAUGGUGGUGGUGCAGUGGGUGGAGCGUCUGGAGGCACUUUAGCCAGUCGUGGUGCGAUGAGCAAUGCUAGUGAUGAGACUCGAAAGCUGAUGGCAGAUCCCUUUGCGCUGGGAGGCUUCAUUCCAAGCUUCGACAGGAAUGGUAUGAAGGAGAUGAGUAUCCAGACGGGUACUGGGAAAGUGACCCACCGGGUUCGCCGAGAGGAUACGGAUGCAGCCCUUUCCAAGGUCUCGCAGUGCCCAGUUACAGGCAUCUACAGAGCUCCCCACAUGUAUUCUUAUUUCGACACGCGCAUUGUGCGCCGCUCCAAUGCCCUACUUGCAGAUUUGGCCAACCAGCCAUAUGGAAAGGAAUUCAACUUCCAGGAGUUCAUUAGGUUGCCGCCAGAAGUCGCUCAGCAAGCAGCAUCUGGAACGAAAGCAGCUGGCCCUUCCGUUGCAGAUGAGAAGGCGGCCUUGAAAGAGGCUGGCCUGUACUUUGCACAAGGUUCAGGGCCAGACCUGAACAAAUUGGAUGAUGCCUGGAUAUGCUUGAACUGCGUGGCUGAAACAACUGGCGGUCAUCAAGCGAGGUGUGGUGUGGUCGGCAGAGAUGGCUAUUUUGAGACUGCAAGAUGUGCCAUUGAGAUGGCCAUGACGCUACGCUUUGAUAAGCAAAGUCUGCCGGUGGUGGGCGGUGUGCUGAAUGCCACGGUCGUGGGCCAGACCUGGUACGCAGAUCGCUUGAUCAACAGUGGUGUCAAGUGGCGAAUGGGAGGCUGGUUUGACUUUGAGGAGAUGACCCCGCCUCCAUACUGAGAGAGCUGCUAAGAUCUUCCAAGCUUGGAACGUUCAAAUCGUAACAGCUAUGGCCAUUGAUGCAAUGCCC